AUGGCAUUUGGAGAUAAGAGUCAAGAGCCAACGGAAAUAUUCUUAAAGAACGAGAAACUAAGUAUACACGAUCUCCCAAUAUUCUCACGUAACAAAUUAUCCCAAUAUAACGGUACAGAUAAACCACAGAUAUACGUUGCGAUUAGGGGUUAUAUCUACGACGUCACUGCCAAUUCCAAAAGCUACGGACCUGGUAAAGGAUAUCAUGCAUUUGUUGGUAAGGAUGCUAGUAGAAUGUUGGGAUUGAACAAGUUAAAAUUACCAGAAGGUGAGGAGUCAUGGUACACCGAUGAUUUGGAUGAUAAACAACAAAAGAUUAUCGACGAUUGGACAGUUUUCUUCAAGAGGAGAUACAAUAUAGUUGGUCUCGUAGUUGAUCACUGUUAG
This is a messenger RNA of Candida tropicalis MYA-3404, 387 nucleotides long. RefSeq lists its product as uncharacterized. The transcript has a single exon. NCBI's taxonomy places the organism in Eukaryota, Fungi, Ascomycota, Pichiomycetes, Serinales, Debaryomycetaceae. Gene Ontology annotation, cellular component: endomembrane system; membrane. Bases 1 to 387 code for a protein of 128 amino acids. The record is from RefSeq and is a predicted model, not a curated record.